CUUGUAUACGAUUAGUCUCUGCAUAGCAAAGCGUUAUAAAAGAGUCCAGUGUAAAAAGAAAAUGUUUCGAGUGGGUUUUAUUUGUUUUUGUAUGCUAAUAGCAGGUGUAAAGUCAAAUAAAAAGCGACUGAAUGUAAUAGAAUCGAGGCUGACCACUCUUGAAAUGAGAAUGAAUAUUGAAAAUCAGGACAUUAAAUCAACAGUGGAAUUAGUAGAAACUAAGCUUGGAGUUCUAAAUAAUUCCGUCUCCGAGAUCGAGGAAAUGGUGUGCCACAGUAUGGAUCUGCAUAUAGAUACGGACAGACAUAAACACAACCUGCAGACAAAAUCAGAGAAUGAUUAUCGCUUUAUUAAGGCUUUCAUGGAACAGAAAGUGUGGAUUCAUUCAACUGUAGAUAAAAAUGCGAACAUAACUAGACAGUUAGAGCUAAACCAAUUUGCAUUCGAAGCAAAGAUAACAAAAGACAUUAAGGGUGUAAUUGAGGACGUUGAGAAACGAGAAAACGAGAAUGACGAACACUUAGCAAGUAUUGAAAAGAUAAUCGAUUCCGUGAAGAUUAACGUAGCAUCUCUUACACAGAAGUUGGACAGGGAAGUUCAGAAAUCAAAGACAAGAGAAACGCAUCACAACAAACAAUUAGCAGGUUUUCAAGAUACAAUCGCAAUCCUUACGACUAACGUAACGUCACUUGCACAGAAGAAUGAUUACCUAGCUGCAGAACUAGAGAAGAAAGAUGAUGUUAUCAACGACAUUCGUCUUGAAAUAGGUAAACUAAGAGAAACACAAAACAAUCUUGUAACAAAAACAAUAAAAUGCCCGAGUGGAUGGCGAAAGUUCAACAUGCAUUGCUAUUUAUUCGAAGACACGAUAAUGACAUAUACGAAAGCAAAAUAUUUCUGUUCCAGCAAAGAAGCGCAUCUAGUGGAUAUUGAAAAUAAAUCGGAAAAUGAUUUUGUCGUUCAAUUUUCCAAAGGGAAAGUCACUUGGAUUGGAAUGACUGAUGAGGAAACAGAAGGGCUCUGGAAAUGGGACAGAUCUGGAAAUAACGUAACCUACACGAACUGGAGACCAGGACAGCCAAAUAAUCUUCAGGAAUCGCAACACUAUGGUGUUAUUGGUGCUGUACAUCCACGUGAAUUAUGGGAUGACGCUAGUAUAAAUUUCCGCGCUAGAGUUGUUUGCAAAAAUUAAUGAGCAAC
This is a messenger RNA of Mercenaria mercenaria, 1200 nucleotides long. Its product is annotated as asialoglycoprotein receptor 1-like. Bases 62 to 1192 code for a protein of 376 amino acids. Lineage: Eukaryota; Metazoa; Mollusca; Bivalvia; Venerida; Veneridae. Gene Ontology annotation, molecular function: signaling receptor activity. The transcript has 2 exons. The record is from RefSeq and is a predicted model, not a curated record.